Messenger RNA from Oryzias latipes (Japanese medaka), 3115 nucleotides. RefSeq names its product follicle stimulating hormone receptor (gene fshr). NCBI's taxonomy places the organism in Eukaryota, Metazoa, Chordata, Actinopteri, Beloniformes, Adrianichthyidae. Gene Ontology annotation, molecular function: follicle-stimulating hormone receptor activity; G protein-coupled peptide receptor activity; thyroid-stimulating hormone receptor activity. Gene Ontology annotation, biological process: activation of adenylate cyclase activity; adenylate cyclase-activating G protein-coupled receptor signaling pathway; male gonad development. Gene Ontology annotation, cellular component: plasma membrane. The record is from RefSeq and is marked provisional.
AGACGGAUAGCCAGGCGAAAACAUUCACUUUGUUCUGGAGCAUGGGCUGCACUAAAGAGCCUACCUAUGCCAGAGAAAAUAUGUGUGGAAGAUAAAAAGGAAAAAAAACAGAGAUUUGAAAACUUUGGGGUUUUUUCUUUGCUGUUAGGGACAAAAGCUGACUGAAAGUAUGGUGGUAAUGAUACAGAUGAUGCUGGUGUUGUUCAGGUUACAGAUGGCAGGCGCUUCUUUGCCUGAAACAGAAUUAGAUGAUGUCUGCUUCCAGGUGGAAUUGGGGUUCAGCACAUUUCUCAGGAGCAUCUCUAGCAACUCCACAGUCGUAAACAUAAAACAGACGCAGAUCACAGUGAUUGAUCAGAGCAUCUUCACUGGUCUCUGGCACCUGGAGAAACUAACCAUAUUAGACAACGACAAGCUGCUGAGUAUUUGUCCGUCUGCCUUUGCAAACCUCCCUCGGCUCUUCGAUGUCUCAAUUUCUCAGAAUAUGGCUUUAAAGAAAAUAGGAGCCUUUGCAUUUUCCAAUCUUCCAGCAUUGACAGAAAUAGAAAUAACCAAGUCAAGGCACCUGACUUCCAUCCACCCAGAUGCUUUCAGGAGCCUUGUGGGCCUUCGCCGUUUAAUCAUCACCAACACGGGUUUGAGGAUUUUUCCGGACCUCUCCAAGAUCCACUCUGCAGUCCAUCGUUUCAUGUUUGACUUACAGGACAACAUCCACAUUCAGGCGAUCCCUGCCAAUGCCUUCAGGGGCCUCUGCACUCAAACUGUUGAAGAGAUACGGCUAACCAGAAAUGGCAUCAGGGAGGUGGCAAGUGACGCCUUUAACGGAACAAAGAUGCACAGAUUGUCUCUGAAAGGCAACAAACAGCUUACUCACAUCAGUGGCGAUGCCUUCGUGGGUUCCAGUGAGUUGGUGGUGCUAGACAUCUCUGAAACAGCCAUCAGCUCUUUGCCCGAUAACAUCAUCAGUGGCCUGAAGAAGCUGUUGGCAGAAUCUGCUUAUCACCUGAAAAUCCUUCCUCCCCCUCAACAGUUCGCCAAACUGCGCUUGGCUAAGCUGACGUACCCCUCACACUGCUGCGCCUUUAAAAACAAGCCGAGAAGCAGAUCAAAGUGGAGCCCACUAUGCAGUCAUCCCAUGGCGAAAUACAUCACUGACUUCUACAGGGAUCACUGUUCCAACUCCACCUCCAUCACCUGCAGCCCAACACCAGACAACCUUAACCCCUGUGAGGACAUCAUGUCUCCGGUCCCUCUGCGGGUCCUCAUCUGGAUUAUCUCCGUCCUUGCUCUGCUGGGAAACACUGUAGUUCUCGUUGUAUUGCUAGGCAGUCGCUCCAAACUGACUGUUCCUCGUUUCCUCAUGUGCCACUUGGCCUUUGCUGACCUUUGCAUGGGUAUCUACCUGAUCAUCAUAGCAACCAUAGACAUGCUGACUCACGGCCAUUACUACAACUACGCCAUUGACUGGCAGACAGGCCUUGGCUGCAGUGCGGCAGGCUUUUUCACGGUAUUUGCCAGUGAGCUCUCAGUGUUCACGUUAACAGCGAUCACGGUGGAGCGCUGGCACACCAUCACACAUGCCCUGAGACUCGACCGCAAACUUCGCAUGAGGCAUGCGUGUGUCAUCAUGGCAGCGGGCUGGAUCUUCUCCUCACUCGCUGCGCUGCUGCCCACAGUUGGGGUCAGCAGUUACAGCAAAGUGAGUGUCUGUCUGCCCAUGGAUGUGGAAUCUCUGGUUUCCCAGGUUUAUUUGGUUUCUCUUCUCCUCCUAAACAUCCUGGCCUUCUUCUGCGUGUGUGGCUGCUACCUCAGCAUCUACUUGACCUACCGCAAGCCCUCAUCUGCUCCAGCUCAUGCCGACACUCGGGUGGCUCAGCGCAUGGCCAUCCUCAUCUUCACAGACUUCCUAGGCAUGGCACCGGUCUCCUUCUUCGCCAUUUCAGCUGCCCUGAAGCUCCCACUCAUCACUGUGUCAGACUCCAAACUCCUUCUGGUCCUUUUUUACCCCAUCAACUCAUGCUCCAACCCGUUCUUGUACGCCUUUUUCACCCGUACUUUUCGACGGGACUUCUUUCUCCUUGCGGCUCGCUUUGGCCUGUUUAAGACUCGAGCGCAGAUCUACCGGACGGAGACUUCCUCCUGUCAGCAGCCAACUUGGACCUCACCAAAGAGCAGCCGUGUGAUGUACUCCUUGGCCAAUACUCUCAGUCUGGAUGGGAAACAAGAGUGCUGAUUGUCAUCCAACUAUCCACCAGUACACAGUUUAGUGGAUCAUCCUGUAUUUAUUGAUGUAGUGGUCCUUUUAGCCAAAACGGUCAGAAACCCAUAUGGCCGUUUUUUUCAUUUUAUGAACACUAACGUUUAACAAAUUACGCUACCUUUUUUUCAGCCUAGAAAACUGCAUUGCUGCUUAAAAUGAUAACUUCCAAUCCAGAUCCUCCCUCUUUGAAGACCUUAUCUUGUUUUCUCUGAUGCAAAUUUUUAUCUAGAAUUGUGUUUGUUAACCUCUGACUUUGUGCAAGCACAAAACAGGAAAUGCCUGCUUUUAUUUUGAAAUAAUUUAGACCACCAAUGGAGUACUGUUAAAAGUUUAUGAUUCAAAAACUAAUUAAAGCAAUGUAGUUUGGAUAUAACUGGGUUAUGGAUACCUUUGUAAUUUUUUUUAGCUUGGUUGAAAUGCCAGAUGGGUUGAGUUUUAGGCUUUAUCUUGGCUGUAUAAGGAGAAGUAAACUCCUGAUUUCAGUUGUUUUUUUCAUCUAAAAAAAACUUUCCAUCUGGAGUCCCAGUAGAAAUGAACCAGUUUUACUGCUACAAGUUAAAAUGAUUAAACCUAAAAAUAAAAAAGGUUUGUAUGGUGUUACAUAUGGUGCAUUUUCAUUUCAUAUUUAUUGAUGAAAUGGAGAAUAUUUAUUAUGACAAAGUAAAGUGCUGCUUUACUAAUAUUUUACAUUCAGUCUGUUACAUUCAUAUCUGUUACAGAUAUUCAGUUCUUAUUUUUAUGUAAACAGAGUGGUAUCAGUUUUGACAUUUUGUCAUACUUAUUUUUCUCAUAUAUAGAGUAUAUUUGCUCUUUGUAAAGUUGUUUUUUUUAUAAAACUUUUUAACAUUUUGUAAA